CAGGGAGCAAGCAUCAAGCUCGAACCACUGAUUACAAAAAUAAUCUAAAGGUACCUCAUUUGCGAAGGGUUUGUCCUCCACCCCCUCUGUCGUUUCUGUUUAUCUCUUUUAAUCUGCUGAUAGCAGAAACAUGGCAAGUUAAACUAUGGGAGAAGCCGGCCAUCUUUCCGUCCUUCGAGUGACAGCUAACGCUUCUUCUGGAACCUUGUUGGGGAUAAGGACAUUCUCACGGCGGGGUCGGAUUUCCAUCCCCUUCUUCCGGACGGCGACGGCGGGGAUGUCGGGAUUCAACAUGCUACCGGUAUGUGCACCUCAGUCGUGCUGUCGAAGCAUUGAUUGGGGCCUUUGGAACCUUGGGGGCCUAGACGUCCCGGGACCUACCCUGCUUUUCCAGCUGUUUCCAGGUUCCCCGGGCGGCACCCCUCCCGGUUCUGUCUCCAAGCGUGUUGCCCCCGCCGCCUGCCACCAGCUUGGAGUUCCCCAAUGCCGGCCAGAUCUACAUCGUCUACCAGCAAAGGAGCAGGUGCAUGUGCAGAGACAGAGAAACAAUCGUCAGCUGGUCCCUAUACCAAAGAAGCGAAUCCCCCAAGGAGUAAGUAUGUUGAUGUAGGUAGGUUAGGCACCUAGUGUACGGUGUACAUAAACUAGGCACCUGAGUACCUACACUAGUUAUUGUCGUUGUUAAUUGCCCCUCGAACUACCCUCCAUCCCGUUCGUAGUCGUUGCCCCCCCUGUUGCGAGGGUGAGCCUG
Messenger RNA from Colletotrichum navitas, 751 nucleotides. RefSeq lists its product as uncharacterized. The transcript has a single exon. Lineage: Eukaryota; Fungi; Ascomycota; Sordariomycetes; Glomerellales; Glomerellaceae. The record is from RefSeq and is a predicted model, not a curated record. Bases 146 to 610 code for a protein of 154 amino acids.